AUGCAUCGAGCUACACACCACGGAUCGACCCCGGUUGAGCCUGACUCCGAUGCCGAGGCCUCAUCAUACCCUGAUUCACUUGACAAUGCCAGUUACACCACAAGUGUCACAUCGAGCGUGCUGGACUAUCAAUAUGAAAACGGUCGCAGAUAUCAUUCAUAUCAUGAAGGAGAAUACAUUUUGGUACAGACCCUAUCAACGAUUACUCUCUGUCUUAGCCUAAUGUCCAAACAGCCAAAUGAUGAACGGGAACAAGACCGUCUUGAUCUGAGCCACCACAUUUACCUAAUGCUCCUCAAAGGAGAAUUGUUCCAAGCACCAAUCAAAAAUCCAAUGCGAGUGCUAGAUCUCGGGACAGGAACAGGCUUAUGGGCAAUCGAAUAUGCAGAUACAAAUCCAGACUGCGAGGUGAUUGGAAUUGACCUAAGUGCUAUUCAGCCAUCAUGGGUGCCUCCAAACUGCCGCUUUGAGAUUGACGACUUUGAACAACCAUGGUCGUACAGCAAACCAUUUGACUAUAUCCAUGGACGCGAAUUGGAAGGUUCCAUCCGUGACCAUGACCUUCUUUUCAAACGGGUACUUGACAACCUGAAUCCCAAUGGAUGGUUUGAGAUAGCGAGCUUCGACGUAAACACUUAUUCGGACGACGGAACUCACCUUGGCGCAACCAACCUUCUCUUAUCCAUCAAGCACAUGCAUGAAUCAUCGCGCAUGUUUGGCAAGGAUAUGACAUCGUCCCCAUCCUGGAAAAGGCGGAUGGAGAAGGCUGGGUUUGUGAAUGUCAAAGAAGAUAUCUACAAGCUGCCCCAGAGUCCAUGGCCCAAAGACCCCAAGCUCAAGGACCUUGGUCGGUACCAUCAGCUCAACAUGCUUGAAGCUAUGCCUAUUUAUACAUAUGCGUUGUUUUCAAGAGUGCUUGGGUGGACACGCUCCGAGAUUGAAGGGCUGUUGGCAGGAAUUCGAAUGGAGCUGCGGGAUACAUCGCAUCACCUAUACACAAAAUUGCGGGUGGUUUACGGCCAGAAACCCGGAGGACCUGUGAGUGCCUAA
Molecule: messenger RNA, 1050 nt
Organism: Penicillium psychrosexuale
Lineage: Eukaryota; Fungi; Ascomycota; Eurotiomycetes; Eurotiales; Aspergillaceae
Product: class I SAM-dependent methyltransferase
Exons: 10
Coding region: 1-1050 (349 amino acids)
Molecular function (GO): methyltransferase activity
Source: RefSeq, a predicted model, not a curated record